UUUCGGCCAAUCAGCGGGUAGCCACUCCAUGUGCUGACCGUACAGAAUCGCUGACACGGUUUGGUGAGCUCUCAAGACAAAUACUAGAAGUUGGCAACCCAGUUAUGAGUUAUGGAGACAAAGAUGGAACAGGUCUAGAGCAGCAGUUGUCUGGUCUGGACUUGGGUUCCCCAUCUGCUUCUGAUUGUAGUGGCAGUUGGGCGGCAACGCAAAGUCCUUCUCAGAGAUACGUUCCCCCUCAUCUGCGAGGGAAGAGUGCGAAUUUUGUCUACAGAGAAGCGGACACGUACGGUGCUCGCUUUGGCGCAAGAGAUCUCUCUUCAUUGUCUCAUUAUCCUGCUGGUUGGCGCGGAUAUGGGAGAGGUCAAGGUGGAGAUGUUCGUGGCUACGGUCGAGGCGGUCGACGUAGCAGCUCGGAUGGCGAUAGUCGUCGCGGAAGCACUGAUAGCUAUGGUUAUGGAGGCUACGACGACCAGAGGAGAGGAAGCAGGGAUCGAGAAAUUAUUCAAGAAGAUUGGAGCAAACCGACAGCUAGAAAUGACAGACUGGAACGAGAUCUGUUCGCGGGUCACAACACAGGAAUUAACUUUGACAGAUAUGAUCAAGUGGAAGUGGAGGCGACCGGGAAAGAUUGCCCUCCACAUGUUUCAGACUUUAGUGAGUUGGACAUGGGAGAAAUAAUCAAAGGAAACAUUCAGCUUUGUCAAUACGCAAAACCAACUCCGGUGCAGAAAUAUUCCAUCCCUAUCAUUUCUGCUAGGCGAGAUCUGAUGGCUUGCGCACAAACAGGAUCAGGCAAAACAGCAGCAUUCCUUGUGCCAAUUCUGAACCAACUGUAUACUAGUGGACCAUAUGACGGUGCUGAGGUUGUUGGUCAAUAUGGUCGUCGCAAGCAAUAUCCUCUUGCUCUUAUUCUAGCUCCAACACGUGAACUUGCAUGUCAGAUAUAUGAUGAAACACGCAAGUUUGCGUAUCGUUCGCAUGUGCGUCCAUGUGUUGUUUACGGUGGAGCUGAUAUUGGAAGUCAGCUACGUGAACUGGAUCGAGGGUGUCACGUACUGGUGGCUACUCCUGGUCGAUUGGUAGAUAUGAUGGAAAGGGGAAGAGUCGGAUUGGAUCUAUGUCGGCAUCUCGUUUUGGAUGAGGCUGAUCGUAUGUUAGACAUGGGAUUUGAACCUCAGAUUCGUCGUAUAGUUGACCAAGAUGCCAUGCCACAAAGAGGAAAUCGACAAACUAUGAUGUUCAGUGCCACAUUCCCAAAGGAAAUACAGAUGUUGGCUCAAGAUUUCCUCAAUAACUACAUUUUCCUUGCUGUUGGUAAAGUUGGAGCUCCGUGUGAAAACGUCACUCAGAAAAUUGUGUGGGUCGACGAGAACGACAAGCGGGAAUUCUUAUUGGAUCUGCUGAAUGCAACCGGUCCCGACUCUCUCACACUCGUCUUUGUUGAGACAAAGAAAGGUGCAGAUGCCCUUGAACAUUACCUCUACAACCAAGGAUAUCCUGCUACCUCCAUACACGGAGAUCGCUCGCAGAGAGAACGCGAAGAGGCUCUCCGAUCUUUCAAAAUAGGGAGAACCCCAAUACUAGUUGCUACCGCUGUUGCAGCUCGUGGACUCGACAUUUCGAAUGUCAAACACGUCAUUAAUUUUGAUCUUCCAAGCGACAUCGAAGAGUACGUCCAUCGUAUUGGACGAACAGGACGAGUAGGAAACCUCGGACUGGCAACGUCGUUUUUCAAUGACAAGAACAAGAACAUUCUAAAGGAACUGUGUCAUUUGCUGGAGAGUGCCAACCAGGAGGUUCCCGAUUGGCUGGGAACGUUGGCCGUGCAAGCAGGACGUACGUAUGGAAGAGGAAGGGCACGAAGGGGAGGAUACGGAUCACGAGACUUUCGCCAAAAUUCAGGCACUCAUCGCUCGUUCUCAUCUCCUGGUGCUUUCAUGUAUCAAGGCGGAGGCAGUGGUGGAUAUCCCAUAGGAUAUGGUGGUGGUAAUUACGGUGGCUACGGAGGUGGAGGGGGGUUUGUUGCUAUUUCUCGUGGUGGAUAUAGACAAGGUGGAGGAGGCAAUAGACAGAGCAAUUCUACGAGCAGCUGGUGGGAUUAGUUACCAAAUGAGUGUGUUGAUACGAAACGAACGCUGAAGACAGACCGUGUGACUGCUGUGUGUUGAUGUCGAGUAGGUUUGUUUGACGAUGUACUGUGUGUUGAUGUGUCGUAAGUAUGGGAGAUAGUUUGUUUGGAUUUGAGGUUUUAGUAGGCGAAGGAGGAAGGUAAUUUCUAGUCAUCGUUUCAGUCACGGUUUCGGACAUAAUUUCUAUUGAUAUUAUUUCCUGUACAACACGUGACGUUGAUUUUCAAGAGUUGAGUGUUUCUGUA
Molecule: messenger RNA, 2377 nt
Organism: Corticium candelabrum
Lineage: Eukaryota; Metazoa; Porifera; Homoscleromorpha; Homosclerophorida; Plakinidae
Product: ATP-dependent RNA helicase DDX3X-like
Exons: 17
Coding region: 105-2105 (666 amino acids)
Biological process (GO): cell differentiation; gamete generation
Cellular component (GO): nucleus; P granule
Molecular function (GO): RNA helicase activity; RNA binding; ATP binding
Source: RefSeq, a predicted model, not a curated record